GUGUCGAGCGCCGAGACCCGAGAACCGCGCUGGGUGAGGGGCCGCGGGUGGCGGCGCAGUCUUGGUAGGCGAUAUGAGUUUGGCUGGGGGCCGGGCCCCCCGGAAGACCGCGGGGAACCGGCUUUCUGGGCUCCUGGAGGCAGAGGAGGAAGAUGAGUUCUACCAGACGACUUAUGGGGGUUUCACAGAGGAAUCGGGAGAUGAUGAGUAUCAAGGGGACCAGUCAGACACAGAGGAUGAAGUGGACUCUGACUUUGACAUCGACGAAGGGGAUGAACCAUCCAGUGAUGGAGAAGCAGAAGAGCCAAGAAGGAAGCGCCGAGUAGUCACCAAAGCCUAUAAGGAGCCUCUCAAGAGCUUAAGGCCUCGAAAGGUCAGCACUCCAGCUGGAAGCUCUCAGAAGACCAGAGAAGAGAAGGCACUGCUACCGUUAGAACUACAGGAUGAUGGCUCUGACAGUCGGAAAUCCAUGCGUCAGUCUACAGCUGAACAUACACGACAGACAUUCCUUCGGGUACAGGAGAGGCAGGGCCAGUUACGGCGGCGAAAGGGACCCCACUGUGAGCGGCCACUGACCCAGGAGGAGCUGCUCAGGGAGGCCAAGAUCACAGAGGAGCUCAACUUACGUUCACUGGAGACAUAUGAGCGGCUGGAGGCUGACAAAAAGAAGCAGGUUCACAAGAAGCGGAAGUGCCCUGGGCCCAUAAUCACCUAUCAUUCAGUGACAGUGCCACUUGUUGGGGAGCCAGGCCCUAAAGAAGAGAAUGUCGAUGUAGAAGGGCUUGAUCCUACUCCAACGGCUUCUGCAUUGACUCCCCGUGCUGGGACUGGACCCAUCGUCCCUCCUGCUCGCUGCUCACGUACCUUCAUCACUUUUAGUGAUGACGCGACGUUUGAGGAAUGGUUUCCCCAGGGGCGGCCCCCAAAGGUCCCUGUUAGAGAAGUCUGCCCAGUGACACAUCGCCCAGCCCUAUACCGAGACCCUGUUACAGACAUACCCUACGCCACUGCUCGAGCCUUCAAGAUCAUCCGUGAGGCCUACAAGAAGUACAUCACUGCCCACGGACUGCCACCCACUGCCUCAGCCCUGGGCCCUGGCCCACCACCUCCUGAGCCCCUCCCUGGCUCUGGGCCCCGAGCCUUGCGCCAGAAAAUCGUCAUCAAAUGAAGAGAUGUCUAGUCCUUAGAAACCUCUUUCCUGCCCUGACUUGGGGCUCUUAAUGUUCCCCCUCCUCUCCCUGUUUCUCCCUUUGUCCUCUCUGAUCUUUGCCCAGCCCUUUUCUGUAUUUCUUUCCCCAUUUUUUCCCCUAGUUACUACUGGUUUUGUGUUUUUUAUUUUUAAUCCAAUAAAAUAGAAAGAUCCCUUU
Messenger RNA from Diceros bicornis minor, 1367 nucleotides. It is a transcript of the gene VPS72, whose product is annotated as vacuolar protein sorting 72 homolog. Gene Ontology annotation, biological process: regulation of DNA-templated transcription; chromatin remodeling. The transcript has 6 exons. Gene Ontology annotation, cellular component: nucleus. The record is from RefSeq and is a predicted model, not a curated record. NCBI's taxonomy places the organism in Eukaryota, Metazoa, Chordata, Mammalia, Perissodactyla, Rhinocerotidae. Gene Ontology annotation, molecular function: ATP-dependent H2AZ histone chaperone activity. The coding region runs from base 74 to 1168 and encodes 364 amino acids.